GUUGGUGAAGCAAAGAGAGUGCACCUGUUGUGCUGUAUCAGGUGCUUUUUUGCGCGAUUAGUCAGUGUUUUAGCUGUCGGAAUAACACGUUUCGCGGACGCCUCAAUGAAGUGAGGCAGACAGUUUGUUUUUCGCCAGUGCGCAACACCUGACGCCCAAGACCCGAAUUCAGUGCGGUGGCUGAAAAAAAUGGCAUGAUGGCUUCACAUUACCACGGGCUGAGCCAGCACAUCACCUUCGAGCAGCUUCCCGACCCCACGAACCGGUUCCAGUUGGAACAGGUGAUCGGGGAGGGCACCUACGGGGAGGUGUUCUGCGCCAAAGACCUCGACGUGGGCCAACGGAUCGCCGUCAAGGUGCUCGAGAAUGUGGCCGACAAUGUCGAGGAGAUCGAGGAGGAGUAUCUGGUGCUCAGGGACCUCAGCCUCCACCCCAACAUCCCCCUCUUCCACGGCCUUUUUCUCAAGAGGGGAGCCACCCCCGACGAUGACCAACUCUGGUUCGCAAUGGAGUUGUGCGGUGGCGGUUCAGUGACUGACCUGGUGCAGGGUCUCAAGAAAAGAGGCCAGGCACUCACCGCAGACCAGAUCGGAUACAUCCUCCACGAGACUGUCCAGGCUCUGGUCUACCUUCACCAGCAGCAUUGCAUGCACCGAGAUGUCAAGGGUCACAACAUCUUGCUGACCGACGAGGCCUGCGUGAAAUUGGUCGAUUUCGGCGUGUCCUCUCACUUGGGGGCCACCCUCGGAAGGAGGAGCACUUCCGUGGGAACGCCGUACUGGAUGGCCCCUGAAGUCAUUGCAUGCGAGCAACAACUGGACGCCAGCUACGACGCUCGCUGCGACGUUUGGUCCCUCGGAGUCACGGCCAUUGAAUUGGCCGAGGGUGAUCCGCCCCUGUCGGAGCUGCAUCCUAUGCGAGCCCUCUUCCAGAUUCCCAGGAAUCCACCACCUGGUCUACAGCGCCCCGAGGAAUGGAGCCCUGAGCUGCCAGACUUCAUCAGCGAGUGUCUAAUCAAGGACUUGGAGCAGAGGCCGUUCGCGCGGGAGCUGCUCGAGCACCCACUGAUCAAGAGGGGAGCCAUCGCCUCCUCACAAGCCCGACAUCAGUUGAAAGAGGAGAUUGACCGGCAGCGCGCCGAGGGCCGCGUGAUUCGCCAGCCCGAGGUCACCACCAAGCACGGCAAACUCAAGUCGGACCGCAAGUCACGACCGCAACAGAUGUACAUGGAUGACUUGGCCGCGUUGGACAACCUCUCAGAGGACACAAUUGUCCAGCAGCUGGAGAAGAGGUUCGACCAGCGCCAAAUUUACACCUACAUCGGCGACAUUCUAGUUGCCGUCAACCCAUUUUCUGAGCUUGGACUCUACACUGACAAGGAGCAACGGCGCUACCGUGGCCAAGCCCGGUCAGAAAACCCGCCGCACAUUUUCGCUGUGGCCGAUGCGUCGUACCAGGCCCUGCUCCACCAGCGGCAAAACCAAGCCAUUGUCAUCAGCGGCGAGAGCGGUGCCGGCAAAACGGAGAGCGCCAACCUGCUCCUCAAGCAACUCGUCUUCUUGGGAAAGGCGCCGAACCGCAAUCUGGAAGACCGAAUCCUGCAGGUGAACCCCAUCAUGGAGGCGUUCGGAAAUGCCCAGACCGGUAUAAACGAUAACUCGUCGCGUUUCGGCAAGUACCUAGACCUGACCAUGACCAACAGUGGAAAGGUCACUGGAGCCAGAAUUUCCGUCUACCUGCUCGAGCAGUCCCGGGUGGUGCAGCAAGCCACAGGUGAGCGUAACUUCCACGUCUUCUACUACCUGUACGACGGGCUGGAAUGGGACGGACGCCUGAAGCGCUUCCACCUGGACAGUUCGCUGAGGGGCAGGCACCGCUACCUUGCCGGCGAUCGCCUGGACAAGGCCACCAAACAAAUCAAUAUCGGCCGCUUCCAGCAGCUGAAGGAGGGAUUCAAACUACUCGGUUUCAAGGAGGACGAGGUGGACGCCGUCUACUGCAUUUUGGCCGCCAUCCUCCACCUGGGAGACAUCGAGUUUGGCGAGAUUGCGUCUGAUGACAAUACAGACAAGAGCAGGGUCAUCGACUUGGCGCCUUUGCACAGAGUUUGUGCGUUGCUUGGGGUGGAGGCGGGCGACCUCUUGGAAGCGCUGACCUCCAACAGCGUGGUGACCAGAGGCGAAACCAUCACAAGGAACAACACCGUGGCCGAGGCAAAUGCGGCCAGAGACGCGAUGGCCAAGGGUCUGUACGGAAGGCUGUUUGAUUGGGUCGUGAACCAAAUUAACAGGUUGCUCGCCCUCAACAGAUACACUUGCAAAGAGCCACUUGCCAUUGGCCUUUUGGACAUCUUUGGAUUCGAGAAUUUCUCCAAGAACUCCUUUGAGCAGCUCUGCAUCAACAUUGCCAAUGAGCAAAUUCAGUACUACUUCAAUCAACACAUUUUCACUUGGGAGCAACAGGAAUACAUGGCAGAAGGAAUUCCAGUGGAUCUUGUUGAAUUUUCCGACAACAGGCCUGUUUUGGACAUGCUCUUGUCCAGGCCUAUGGGUCUCCUGGCACUUUUAGACGAAGAAAGCAGAUUCCCCAGAUCAAGCGAUUCUUCUCUAGUUUCCAAGUUCCACAACAACGUGAAGAGCAAAUUCUAUGUCAGACCAAAAAGCAACGCACUGUGCUUCGCCAUCCACCAUUACGCAGGAAGAGUCGUGUAUCAGGCCGAGAACUUCCUUGAGAAGAACAAGAACUUCCUUCCGCCCGAGGUGAUUCAGCUACUGCGUCAGAGCGAGGUGGAUACCGUCCGCUUCCUCUUCCAGUGUCCGCUCACCAAAACUGGAAACCUUUACUCCUCCGUCACUGGACCUCCGCCUUCCGGGGAGCUGAACAACAACACGCGGAACUUGACUCCACCGGAUUUGCCUUACGCAGACCACCACAACUCCAGGGAAAAAUUCAGCAGCAGAGGAUUGGCAUCGCAAUCCAGAGCCCAACAAACGGUGGCUACUUACUUCAGAUAUUCACUCAUGGAUCUCCUUCAAAAAAUGGUGAGUGGCUAUCCGCAGUUUGUGCGCUGCGUCAAGCCAAACGACAGCCGCCGGCCGGGCCUGUUUGACCGCGAGAAGAUUCUGAAGCAGCUGCGCUACACAGGCGUCAUGGAAACGAUCAGGAUCAGGCAGCAUGGCUUCUCGCACCGCCUCACCUUCAGCGAGUUCCUCCGCAGGUACUACUUCCUGGCGUUCGGAUACGACGAGCGCGUGGUUGCCAAUCGGGACACGUGCCGGCUGCUGCUGCUGCGGCUCAAACUGGACGGCUGGGCUCUGGGCAAAACCAAGGUCUUCCUCAAGUACUACCAUGUCGAGUACCUGUCCAAGCUUUACGAGGAGCAGCUGCGUAAAAUCGUCUUGGUGCAAUCGUGCAUUCGUCGGUGGCUGGCCAAAAUAAGGUACGACAAGAACAAAUGGAAGGUGGCUGAGAGCGUCUUGAUUCUGCAGAAGUACGCCAGAGGGUGGAAGGCACGCAAAGAGGCCAAGCUCCUCCGAGAGGUCCGCAACCGGAAGAGGAGGGAGGAACUCAGGGAACAAGUGCGCAGAGCAUCACAUGGCAGUCCAACCAAGGCAGCUGGAGCCUGGAUUCAAAACAAACUUCUCUCAGCCAUGUCGUUUGGGGACAAUGAGAAGGAAAAUAGGAAGAAAUCAAAGAAGGAUGAGGCAGCCACCAUUAUUCAAAGUCAUUACCGAGGCUACACAGUGCGACGUAAGUGGAGUGCAGAAGCGGAGGGCCGCAUUCGGCGCGUCCUCGCGCUGCACAACAACCCGCGAGAGGCGCUGGUCGCCCUGCAAGAAGAGGGCCUCAACCCUGACGAGGCCAACAUGCUGGUGCAACGGCACUACCACGGCUGGCGCCAGCAGAAGUACCCGGCGCCUCCACCGCCGCCGGCCUAUCCAAAGGGCCAGCAGAAGAAGAACAAGGAUCGACAGGCAGAUUUGAUCGCCUUUUCGCAAAACGUUCACAUGGUCAACCAAGACGCUCACAAGUUCCUCAGGAGAAACAAGCCAGGCGUGCGUCUGCAGGACGUCACGGAACCGCCCGCCUCCUACCAAAGGCCUCGCGGUUUCAACUUGAUUCCUCAUCUGCUUAGCAAGUCAGACAACAGUUCAAAAAACAAGCAAAAUAACCAGCACCUCUCCUAUUACAACGCCCUCAAACAGGAAAUGAGCAGAAACUCUCCUGAAGAGGAGGUGGAGGAGGAGGAAAAGGAGGAGGAAGUUGAUUGCUGGGACGGACCCCUCCUGCAACUGCAGCAGAAACUUAGGCCAAAGGCCAGGGGGCAGCCAGAGGGCAUUGAUUUGCAGAGGCAGCGGCGCGAAAUGCUGGCGGCAAGUCAGUCACAGGCGCGGAUGAACGAGCGUCGCGAGUCCAACCUGCUCACCGCCUGGCACAGUGCCAUCCACGGAGACAAAACGGACCGGGUGCGCAACAUCGGCAAGCAGGUCAUCGAUUCUGCACUGAACCAAAGAAUCAAAGAGCUCCACAGACAAGACAGCAACAGCAGCCUGAUUCAAGUGGGCAACAGCUACGUGUCAGACCCUCCAAUGUUGCAGCCGAGCAACAACCACACUCAGGCGAUGCAGUUCAGUCCUGCCUCCGACCUGAGAAGACUCCUUCGUCAAGGAGACCACAACGUCGCUUAUCGGGAGCCUGGAAGCGACGACAUCACCGGUCCGUACAAUUUCAAGCAGCUGCUGCGGCCGACGGAGUACGCGCCUACAGAGUCCCUGAGGAAGCGGAAGGGCCUUGCCCUUUUGAACCAAGCCAGCCUGGAGGACGAACCAGUGUUGAUACCAGUACAGAAGAACCUGCAGGACUCACCAACCAAACGCAGAGCGAGGCCACCUGUCGACAUUCUGCGCAGAAAGUACUAAACAACAUAGAUACCAUGUUCAGAGCUUUAAGUGUUUAUUUUAACUGUCAAUGCAAACAUUGUUCCACUAUUCACCGUUGGUAAUUUACACAUAAGUCAAACACAUAUAGCGUUACUAUUGUUGAAAACUAACCUUGAACCAGUUCCUUUUCGAUGUUACUUUUACGAGUGAGGUAAAACUGAAGAAGAUUUUACGUCCAGGCUAGUCCAAGUGAAUUAUUAAUUCCUGUCGUGUUACAUGCAUAUUCAUCGUAUAAAUGGCAGAGGAUGAGUUGUGCAAAUUUCGAACUAUGCUUUUGCCAGCCAGCAGCGUGAGUGAUGUAUUUUUAAUUAGUAUAAAAGAUAAGUAAAUUAACAUGAACCAAAAUCAAAGCUGAGCUGUUUUUAAAAGCCACUGUUAAAGUUACGUGCUAGAAUAAAUAAAAACUAAAAAAGAUA
This is a messenger RNA of Cloeon dipterum, 5356 nucleotides long. RefSeq names its product myosin-IIIb-like. Gene Ontology annotation, biological process: regulation of actin filament length; peptidyl-serine phosphorylation. Lineage: Eukaryota; Metazoa; Arthropoda; Insecta; Ephemeroptera; Baetidae. Gene Ontology annotation, cellular component: myosin complex. Gene Ontology annotation, molecular function: ATP binding; microfilament motor activity; protein binding. The record is from RefSeq and is a predicted model, not a curated record. The transcript is spliced from 25 exons. The coding region runs from base 195 to 4919 and encodes 1574 amino acids.